Molecule: messenger RNA, 523 nt
Organism: Dentiscutata heterogama
Lineage: Eukaryota; Fungi; Glomeromycota; Glomeromycetes; Diversisporales; Gigasporaceae
Source: the annotation of a GenBank genome assembly
CCAACCCAUCGAACCAAGCCAACCUUUCGCUCAACUUGUUGAACCAAGCUCCGCAUCUCAACCAAACCAUUUUCAUCCUACAAGGUUAAAUGUUAAUUUGUUAAACGAAGAAAAUAAAAUACUUAGAGAGGAAAAUGAAUUAUUAAAAGCUCAGCUUGCGUUAGUAACAGAAGAGCUUGAUGUUUAUAAAAAUCCUGGAACAACUACUUUGCGUUCGGUUUUAAAGUAUCCAGUUCGUAAUUCACACGCCAAUAGUUCUCAUGUAACUUUUGAGAGCCAAAAUGAUCCUGAAAAGCAGCCAGAUUCUUCGUUGCUCCCCACUAAAAAAAAGAAAAAAACACUCCCUUUUGCCCAACUGCUUACAAGUGAGGAAAGCUGGCAGCAAUUGAAAGAAGCAAGUGAGGAAGCGGAACGAAUGAUUGCAGAGACAAACCGAAAAAAAGAGAUAACCGCUCAAAAAAAAGCUGCACGAGAGCUUGAUCUAGCACAAAAAAAAGAAGAACGUGCUAGAAAAACGGUUUAA